Molecule: messenger RNA, 415 nt
Organism: Drosophila obscura
Lineage: Eukaryota; Metazoa; Arthropoda; Insecta; Diptera; Drosophilidae
Product: keratin-associated protein 17-1
Exons: 2
Coding region: 120-302 (60 amino acids)
Source: RefSeq, a predicted model, not a curated record
CCCGUCCCCAUUUCAGUUCGUUUCCUAUCUCAGACCUAGUUAGACCUCAGUCCUCGAUUUUGGGUAAUCUCCCGGCGGUAACCGAAAAAAUACGAUAAUAAAAACCCUAAAGUUCCAAGAUGUGUGGUGGCUGGGCUUGCGCUUCCUACAGUUUGGCCUGCUGCAAUGGUCGGUUGUCGACACUGCGCUUCACGGGACGGUGCUUCACCCCGACGCCAUGCGGAGCCUGCGACGACUGCUCGGCCUGUUGUGGGGGCGGAUGCUGUGGCGGCGGGUGCUGUGGAGGCGGUUGCUGCUGGUAGAGCUUGCUCAGAAUCGAGUGGCCUUGAAUAUGUAUUCUAUCAGGCAUACAACAAUGACGACUGGUCCUAGGCUGAAUGGGGCAGUCUCAGUUUAGUCGUUGUCAUCGUAACAU